CGUAAACAGAACUUAGCAAGUAACAAUAACAAAGAUACUGACGGCAUGUCGAUCAAAGCUGACGGCAUCUGGGCGGCCUCACCGUCGACAACUCGAGGUCAAUCAACUCCUCUUAGCUCGAGCUCCGAUGGCCAGUCGAUAGCCUACGCCGCCAACAAGUCCAUCUUCGUCCGCAACAUCGAUAAUCCGAGCAUUGCAAGACAGUACACCGACCAUGUCACUCAGACCACCGUCGCUCGCUUCUCGCCCAGUGGCUUCUACGUAGCCAGUGGUGACGUUUCCGGUACUGUGCGCGUCUGGGACUGCAAAGGCGAAGGCGCCACAAAGGGAGAAUACCACAUCAUUGCUGGCCGCAUCAACGACAUUGCUUGGGAUGGUGACUCGCAGCGCAUCAUCGCUGUGGGUGAUGGUAAAGAGCGCUUCGGCCAUUGCAUUACCGCCGACAGCGGAAACAGCGUUGGUGAGAUCUCUGGCCACAGCUCUCAGAUCAAUUCAGUUUCCAUCCGCCAGCAGCGUCCUCUCCGCGCCGCUACUGGUUCAGACGACACCAGCCUGGUCUUCUACCACGGCGCUCCUUUCAAAUUCAACACCAGUCUACGUGGAAAGCAUGACAAGUUCAUAUACGGCACUGCUUUCAGUCCGGACGGUGCUUCCCUUGUCAGUGUCGGCAGUGAUAGGCGUAUCUGGUUGUAUGAUGGCAAGACUGGCGAGGCUAAGAACCAGAUUGGUGAAGGCGAACACAAGGGAAGCAUCUUUGGUGUUUCAUGGGCCAAGGACUCGAAGAAGCUCGUGACCGCCAGUGCUGACCAGACUGUCAAGAUCUGGGAUGUCGAGGCUGCCAAGUGUGUCCAGACAUGGCGUAUGGGCGAGGAAGGAUCUGUGAGCAUCGCCAACCAACAAGUUGGUGUUACGUGGCCCACCGGUCGUAGUGACGGCCUCGUUAUCAGUGUUGAUCUGGAUGGCAACCUCAACUACCUCCAAGAAGGCAACGACAAGCCCGUUCGAGUCGUUCACGGUCAUCAAAAAGCGAUUACUGCUGCCGGAUAUACACCCAAAGACAAGACUUUGUGGACCGGAAGCUACGAUGGCCGUGUUCGUGCCUGGGACCUUUCCACCGCUGUGGCCAAGAACGUUGAUGGCGAAUCCCCCAAAAACUAUGUCAGUGCCUUUGCAUCAUCGCAAACCGAUGGCCGUAUCUACUCCGUGUCCUGGGACGAUACUCUGAGGACAAUUGACGCUUCCACUCACUCUUUCACCGGCACCUCGAGCAAGACCGAUGGCCAGCCCAAGAGCGUCGCAGUCGCAGAAUCAGACUCGAAGCUCGUGACUUUGGUGGCCACCAAUUCUGCCAUCACCCUUUACAACGAUGGCGAGCAGGUCGGAUCUUUGGCCGUCUCUUUCACACCUACCAGCAUUGCUGCCAAGGGUGACAUCGUCGCAGUCGGUGCAGAAGACAAGGUUGUCCGCAUAUACACACUCUCCGGCAAUUCGCUGUCGUCUGUUGCCGAGAUUCGCGAUGCCACAGCUGCCGUCUCGACCCUCGCCUUCUCCUCCGCUUCGACAACUCGCCUCGCUGUCGGUCUCAGCAAUGGCAAGAUCUACGUCUACACCUCGUCGUCACCGUCAGAAUGGACGCUGACAACCAACCGCUGGUCAGCCCACACCGCCCGUGUUACCUGCAUUACAUGGUCUCCCGAUGGUGAAAAGGCUGCCAGUGGCGGUCUUGACACAAACGUCUUCGUCUGGAGUCUUGCCGACCCGGGCAAGCGUGUCAAAGCUAUGAACGCUCACAAGGACGGCGUUGGCGGUAUCGCCUGGACGGAAGACUCGAAGGUCAUCAGCUCUGGAGCCGAUGCUGCUGUCAAGGUCUGGAAGGUAGAGAAUGUGCAGUAGAUUACUGCUAGUGCAAUUUGAUGUCCGUAUAUCAUAAAUAAAACUUGCAUACAAGAGUCACGUGCUAUAGUCUUAUAUAACACGAACCACGUGCAACACGUGCAGCAUGUGCACGCUAGUCACUUUGAGCUAGGCUGAGGCCACAGAGCGAGAGGUCGAGAGCAGUAUCAACAGGCAGCGAGAGGUGCCUCGCGCACCUAACCAGCGAUCAUUCCAAAAAUAAGUUGUUUACCCAGGUUAAUCAACCGCUGGAGCUCUCGGGAGUGCAUACAGUUGUAAGAAGAGAAACAAGAGGCACAGAUGUAGCGAAUUUAGCAAAGCGAAAACAUUUCAUUUCUUGAUCAAAGCGAAAG
Aureobasidium subglaciale EXF-2481 is the source of this 2246-nucleotide messenger RNA. RefSeq lists its product as uncharacterized. NCBI's taxonomy places the organism in Eukaryota, Fungi, Ascomycota, Dothideomycetes, Dothideales, Saccotheciaceae. The record is from RefSeq and is a predicted model, not a curated record. Gene Ontology annotation, biological process: positive regulation of actin filament depolymerization; actin filament depolymerization. The coding region runs from base 46 to 1893 and encodes 615 amino acids. Gene Ontology annotation, molecular function: actin filament binding. Gene Ontology annotation, cellular component: cortical actin cytoskeleton. The transcript is spliced from 2 exons.